AUGAAGACGCUGACCUUAUUCUGCGUCGUGCUGGCGGUGUUUGCUUGCCACACGUUCGCACAGUCCAACGCCAGAAAUGACUCAGAAUAUUGUCCCCCAGAUGGAGGAAAUGGUUCCAAUAGCGGACCGGACCUCAACGCUGACAAGGAUGGGCAGGACGAUGGCCUUUGCGCUUCCUUCCAGGAUGUGCUCGGCCUGAUCGACCACGAGGCUCUAGUGGCCCUGAUCGAUACGCACUCUCAGUGCGACGCCAAGUUCCGUAAGGCCAUACGCUUCUUCAACACCCCCGGACACCACAGACAUAUCGAGCUUAUCCUGGACAUCUUUGCGUGCAUCGCGCUGCGUGUGCCCCAGGUCGAAAAGAGCUGCGACUGCAGUAAGGUCAAGAUGAAGAAUCACAGCUUCAUCGCCGACCUGCUGGCCCUCAUGCCCAAGAGUGAUGUGCAUGGGUACUCCGUGGAUGCCCAGUCCAAGAACUCGAACUUUGCCCUGUUUUCCCGCACGUUCACGUCGACAGAGUUCCAGGCCACUCUCCGCGCCAAUAUUAAGAAACACGAUGUGGCCAGUGCAUUGAAUAUCCUGCGUCGCAACGGAUGGGACAUUCUCGAGCUGCUGCGCGCCAUGAUAACCAUUCUCACCUGGUGACCUGCCGGCGACACAGGACACGCCGCCACCUUCAUUGUGCGCAACUCUGCAUUGUGUGUAAACCAAAUACAGCAACAAGUUUAAAGAUAAAA
Molecule: messenger RNA, 737 nt
Organism: Drosophila miranda
Lineage: Eukaryota; Metazoa; Arthropoda; Insecta; Diptera; Drosophilidae
Exons: 3
Coding region: 1-645 (214 amino acids)
Source: RefSeq, a predicted model, not a curated record